AUGACUGGAGUCUUGGAUUUGGAAACCCACUUGGGGUUUUAUAAGUCAUAUCAUUUUAAUCGUGUCAAUGUGAUCAUUCAUACCAUUUGUAUUCCUAUCAUCUUGACCACAAUCGUCACUGCCCUUACUACCAUCAACAUCUCAGAUCAGCACCCAUUCCUUAACGUUGGUACUGCAUUCACAGUUGCUUACGGCAUAUAUUACACCUUAUUGGAUACCCCCGUGGGUCUUCCUGUCUUCUCCGGUUUGGUGUACAUCAAUUAUGCCAUAAAGGAACACUACUUGUCGUUGGAUGCCCUGCAGAAGAGUCAAUUUGUGAAAUCGGCAUUGACCUUACAUGUACUUGCAUGGCUUGCUCAAUUCUACGGUCACGGUGUUCACGAGAAGAGAGCUCCUGCAUUAUUGGAUAACCUCUUACAGGCAUUGGUUUUAGCCCCAUUCUUUGUGGUGUACGAAUUGUUGUUCGUCUUGGGUAUAAGAAAGGACUUGGAAAAGGCAAUGUUGAACAAGGCAGGCGUUAUGAGAAGUAAGUUUGCAUCAUCCAAGUAA
Messenger RNA from Suhomyces tanzawaensis NRRL Y-17324, 549 nucleotides. RefSeq lists its product as uncharacterized. Gene Ontology annotation, biological process: sphingoid catabolic process. NCBI's taxonomy places the organism in Eukaryota, Fungi, Ascomycota, Pichiomycetes, Serinales, Debaryomycetaceae. The transcript has a single exon. Gene Ontology annotation, cellular component: endoplasmic reticulum. Bases 1 to 549 code for a protein of 182 amino acids. The record is from RefSeq and is a predicted model, not a curated record.